UUAGUGCAUAUAAUUAUGGUGUUUCAUAAGUAUUAACAAUAACUCGCUUAUUUAACACAGGUUUGGGAUUUUAAUGAGGUCGGCAAUUUUAAACACUUUUUCGUAAAUUAAAAAGAAGCUAAUACGCAAGACGUCUAAAGUGAACUAUUAGAUUGGUGCCAAGUGAACAACAUAGUGGGGUCAAUAAUGUAUGCCUCAAUGUGUUUUAUGAGUAUCAUCGCAAUUCUCAUGAUUGACGUGAGAACUGGAGCUCUUCUACAGAAAGAUACGGGAGCAAGACAAUGUUACCAGUGUCCGCACAACCAGAGCGCCUGCCAGUCGGAGCGGCGGCUGCAAGCGCCAUGUCCCGCGCGCGGACUCCAUUGCGCCACCGUCGCCAAGGCACCAGAUUUUAUGUCUACACUGACCUGCGCCUCAAGUGCCGCUCGCCCGUGCACGCUGACCCAGACCCAGCAGACCCUCCUGCUUACUUGCACGUGCGCCGGCCACCGCUGCAACUCGCCCUUCACUGACCAACUAAGGAAUAAGCUCCAUAACUUUACUUUAACCAUGAGAAACUUCAAUAAGACGAGUCUUGAUCUUACAGAUAAGUUUUUACAAUCUUUUGGCAACGUGUCCUGGAACAAAUUGUAUGAGACAAUUACGGUAAAAUCAGUCCAAGACAAGCGAAAUAAUACGACGACACCUGUUUAUACAACAACUACAUUGAAACCAAACCUGGAUGGUAGUUUGAAUGACAUAAACGCUCCUAGGGCGGAAGCUUUGAAACACGAGGCUACAGAACCCUCGGACGACGAGGAAGAUGAGAGCGAGGGCAGCGGCGCCUACGAGGACAGCCGGCUGCGACGGCCGGCCGCCGCGCCCGCGGCGCCCAGCUCCUACCUGCCCGCUAACGAAAAUAACGCUCCACCUUUCUUUGCAAAUUUUAUAUUAAUCACGACAAUUUUGUUAGUUAUGCUGUAAAAGACGCAGUAUUUAAAAUAUGCGUAUAUAUUAAGGUAUCAUCACUUUCGUUGGUAAAGGGUAAAGGAUAAAAAUUGUGGUUAGAAAGACAAUUAUUUGAGUUAAUUACGAAACCUGAAGGGGAACAAAACAUUGUAGUUUAAUGAUCGAAUGUGUACCUACUUAAGAUUGAAAGGAAUAAACGUUAUGAAUCAGUAAGAUACAAGUCCCCAAGGAAAAAUCGUUUUCAUUCAGGAACCUAAUAGGUACUUAUGGCGAAAAUAAAACAGAAAUAGCUCGCGGUAAGUCAUUAAAAGCAUGUCAGAUAAAGUCAGAUUUAUUUGAACAUUAAACAACGUCUGUAAAAAUGUGAGAGCUAAAAGCAUUUUGCAUCAAAUACAUUUUGCAUCUCGGACGAAAAGGCGUCAGUUUGUCCGAGGCGGGGAAUCGAUAAUAUGAAUGCACCAGAUGCAAGUUGUAGUUAAAGCUCAAUGUCUAUAAGGCAAAGCGUAAUAUUGUACACGUUGAAAAUAUAGAUAAUAUCCGAGCUUAAGAAGAUGUAAUUAAUGACAAUUAAUAAGUUGAGAAAUAAUUACUCACCUGAAAUUAGUAUUACCUUUAGUGUUUAACUCUGAAAACAUUUUAUGGAAUUGCCUGACUAAUUAGGCUCAAAACGUGGCGUGUUCAUAAACCCAAUUAAGACUGGUCCUCAUUCUCUGCCAAACGCUUUAGAUCAUAGUUUUAAUAUACCUACUUGUUUAGUAAAGUUAACAACUUUGCACGUUAAUGUACAUCAUCACAGUGUCAUGUAACUAAGUACCUACACUUCAGUUAGCUGCUGUAUUAGUUAUUGUAUUUAAUAGAUGUCAUGCAAUGAGUUUCUCAAUUAUAAUUAUGUUAAAACUUUCUUUAUGUAAUAAAUAUUCGAAAAUAUAGAAAUUGUAUUCGGUCUUGUAAGCAGUAUAAGUAAAACAGGUCAAGAACUGGUUAGGUGUGCCCUCGCGUUUCAGUUGGUUCGUCUUGGCGGGGGCGCUACCGUGCCCCCAGAUUUUAACUUCACAUAUCCGAUUGCAUGUGAAAGUAUAUUAGAGCCACAUCUAAAAAUAAUUUACUUAUGACUAAAUUCUUACCUACUAAACAAACCUACUACCGUUAAAGUCGUAUAUAUGUAAUUUGUCAAAAAGUCCAAAGAAUACUUACUUGCGACGAUUGCGGUUACAAUAUUUCUUUUUUUUAACUAUCCAUGUAGAUUAUCUAUUAAUUCGUGUCGUUACAACCUGAGCUUUUGUACCUCCAAAUAAAAUAUAAUUAAAUUUAGGUAAUACGUAUUUUAUUUUAAAAGUAAAAUUGCGCAUUUAGUGAAUUAAUUAGAGAGUAAGUUGAGUCGAACAACGUAGAAAAUGUGAGGAAAUGUUUGUAAUUUCUACAUCGAGAUAUAGGUAUAUUACAAUCAAGUCUUCUAGUAUCUUCGCUAUUUAUUGUUUUAGAUUAUUAGAGUCAAUUAAAUCACCUUUAUACGAUUUACCAUCCAUGGCAUUGUUUUAUCUUAAUACUAUGUUGUGAUUCAGGAAAUUUGCGAUUAAAAUUCAUA
Messenger RNA from Leguminivora glycinivorella, 2533 nucleotides. RefSeq lists its product as uncharacterized. The transcript is spliced from 4 exons. Bases 187 to 963 code for a protein of 258 amino acids. NCBI's taxonomy places the organism in Eukaryota, Metazoa, Arthropoda, Insecta, Lepidoptera, Tortricidae. The record is from RefSeq and is a predicted model, not a curated record.